GAGUGCAGGACUACUUCAUUUUGUUGAACAGAAAAGAGAGAACUUCAAUAACUCUCUCCCCCAACAAAACCCUUGAACAAACCAGGGGGAGAGUAUAAUCCAAACACCAAUGGAAGAAAAACGCCAAGAACCCGGAUCUCCGUCACCGGCGGCGACAAUUUCCGGCGGAUCCUCUAUAAAUCCCAGCGAUUCUCCGGCUACGGAGCCACCAGCUCCGCGACGCCGAAAUCAAAAGCGUAAAUCCACAAACACUACCUCAUCAUCGGCGCCUCCGAAACGCCACGCUCGUGAGAAAGCGAACGCCGCCGCAGCUGCCGCUUCCGGUGGAUUUUUCUCUCUCCUCCCUCCGAUCCACAACGGCCCGUUAACUAGAGCUCGUCAGUUGUCCGACAACAAUGCGGCUAUCUUUUCUGCGCAAAACGCUAUAAAGAAUGAGACUUCUAUGGCUGCGGUGAAUGAUUCGGCGGCCUCUGAGGGAGGAGAAGAGGCGAAAUUGGCGAAAGAGGAGUGUGAGAAGCUUCAGGCUGUAAUUGAUGCUGAGUUUGAUGAGAUUCGAAAUCGUGAUUCGGGUGUUCAUGUUGUUCCUGUUGCUGCUGGUUGGUUUUCCUGGGAAAAUAUUCAUUCAAUUGAGAAACAAACACUGUGUUCCUUCUUCAAUGGGAAGGUGGAAAAUCGGACUCCAGAUGUCUACAAGGAGAUACGGACUUGGAUCAUGAAGAGGUUUCAUGCCAAUCCAACCACAAACAUUGAAUUGAAAGAUCUGACGGAGCUGUCUAUUGGGGAUUUAGAUGCAAGGCAAGAAAUUAUGGAGUUUCUAGAUCAUUGGGGUUUGAUUAACUAUCAUCCUUUUCCUCAGAAUGAGCCUAAUAUUGAUGCCGAUCCAAAUACAGAUGCUGACAAGGCAGAGCAAACAGAUUCGUUAAUUGAAAAGUUGUAUCAAUUUGAAAGUAAGCAAUCCUCUGCACAAUUAGUUCCAAGAGCCAAUGUGUCAGCAGCGGCUGUGCCUUCGGGCCUAUUUCCCGAGUCGAUUACAGAAGAGUUGGUAAAACAAGAGGGACCUGCAGUUGAGUAUCAUUGCAACUCUUGUUCUGCUGAUUGUUCUCGCAAGCGAUACCAUUGCCAGAAGCAGGCAGAUUUUGAUUUGUGUAGUGAGUGCUAUAACAAUGGGAAAUUUGGCUCUGGCAUGUGCCCCUCUGACUUUAUCCUCAUGGAGCCUGCCGAGGCUUCUGGCGGAACUGGUGGGAAGUGGACUGAUCAGGAGACUCUUCUCCUGUUAGAAGCAUUGGAACUUUUUAAGGAGAACUGGAAUGAAAUAGCUGAGCAUGUUGCCACGAAAACUAAAGCUCAGUGCAUAUUGCAUUUCCUUCAAAUGCCUAUUGAGGACACUUUUCUUGAUGAUGAUGAUAAAAAAGAUGGUGCUCUGGAGAACGGAGAACCAAACUCAACCAGUAAUGAACAACCUGUCCCCAAAGGUGACUCAGAACCCUUAGAAGGUGACAAUGGUAAAGAUAAUGUUGGAGCAACAGAGACUGGAAGUGGUAAAGAUCAUUCUGAACCAUCAGCAAGCAAAACUAGUAAAGACAAUGAAGAGCCAUCAGAGACUAAAACUGAUAAUGAUGCUGCUCAACUUGUGUCUGCUCAAACAGAAACUUCAAAUUCAGAGGAUGAUCUCAAUGGAAAGGUGGUCCAGGGUAGAGGUGAUGACAUAAUAAUCAAGGCAUUAAAGGAGGCAUUUCAUGUAGCUGGUUGCCCACUUACUCCAGAAGACGAACUUUCUUUUGCUGAAGCGGGGAAUUCGGUGAUGGCAUUGGCUGCAUUCCUAACUCAAUUAGUGGAACCUGGUCUUGCUACUGCAUCUUCCUGUAUCUCACUAAAGACUAUCUCCCAAAGUUCUCCAGGGUCGCAACUAGCUGCAAGGCACUGCUUUAUUCUGGAGGAUCCACCAGAUGUUGAUAAAGAACACACUGUUUCUAAAAGAAUGGCUACUGAAAACAUUGAUCCGAAUACUUCAGAGAUAGCUAAAGAAGAGUCAAAAAAUGACAAAGAGAUCAUCCAAAUUGAGGAGAAGUCCACCCCAUUAUUAGAUGAACAUGAAAAGAAGGAAUCUAACGCAAGUGAUGAUCCACGGUUGCCUCCUGGAGAGAAAGAUACAUGUGCAGACAAUUCCCAAAUAAUGGAGAAGCCUGAUGAAGAUAUGCCCCAAGUCACUGAAAAGCCUGAUGAAGAUAUGCCCCAAGUCGCUGAGAAGCCUGAUGAAGAUAUGCCCCAAGUCGUUGAAAAACCUGACGAAAAGUCUCAACUAGUAGACAAGUCCGGUGAAAAGUCCCAACCUGUGGAUAAGCCUGAUGAAAAGUCCAAACUUGUGGAAAAUCCUGAUAAAAAGUCCCAACUUGUGGAAAAGCUUGUUGAGAAGUCCCAACUCAUGGAAAAGCUUGUUGAGAAGUCCCAACUCAUGGAAAAGCCUGAUGAAGAUCUGUCCCAAGUCACGGAAAAACCUGAUGCAGCGAAGCCCCGUGUCACUGAAAAACCUGAUGAAGAGAAGCCCCAAGUCACGGAAAAAACUGAUGCAGAGAAGCCCCAAGUCACGGAAAAAACUGAUGAAGAGAAGCCCCAAGUCACAGAAAAACCUGAUGACGAGAAGCCUCAAGUCACAGAAAAACCUACUGAAGAGAAGUCCCAAGCCCCUGAGAACCCUGACGAAGAGAAGGUGAUGGUAGAAGAAAAGCACGAUGAAGUAACUAAUGUUGAGCAAGCUGGAAUGAAGUCUGUGAACAAACCACAGAAUUGCAGCCUGCAGAAUGAGCAAUCUAUCACUGCUCCAAAGGACCAAGUUACUUCUAUGUCUGAAGUUAUGCCUCCUCCUGUAUCAGAAAAUGAUUCAGAGAUCUUUAAGACUACAGAAGAAAAUGUUCAAUGUACGGAUGUCCCUAAGGAUUCAGAUAUUGAGCUCAGUUCUGUUGUUUCUGACAAGGUAGAGCAACAAGAGAUAGCAGGGGCAGUUCCGAUGGUUCGAGUUGCGUCAGAGGCAGGAGAAGAUAAAACGGUAAUUGAUAAAAUCACGGACCCCAAAUCUACGAAAACAGCACGGACGAAGGAUGAAGAUAAUGUAGCGAAGCUGAAGCGUGCUGCUCUGGCUACACUCUCUGCUGCUGCUGCGAAGGCUAAACUUCUUGCCGACCAGGAAGAAGAAGAAAUCAAGCAGCUAGCCACUAUUCUGAUUGAAAAGCAGCUUCGGAAGUUGGAGAUCAAGUUGAGUUAUUUCACUGAAAUGGAUAACGCAAUCAUGAGGGUUAGGGAACAGUUGGAACGAUCAAGACAGAAACUUUUUAAUGAACGAGCUCAAAUAAUUGCUAGCCGACUUGGAAUACCAUCUUCAUCAUCUAGGAUGUUGCCGUCAUCAUACCCAAUGAACCGGAUGCCUCCAGGCCUUUUAAAUUCAAUGUUGAGGCCGCCGAUGAGCUUGGGUGCUCAAAGGCCUCCUCCCAUGUCGAGGCCCGUUGUGAUGUCGGCGCCUUUAGCUACAAACAUGUCUGCCGCCCCACCCGAGGUGGUAGGAGCAAAUUCAACACAGCCUUCUUCUGCCAUGGAAAAACCUUCUGCAGUUGGGACAAACUGACUGAAUCAUCAUGAUUUUUCCAGGACUUGAUGUGAGUGAAGUGAAUUCAUCUUCAUCCAUGUGAUGAACAGUGUCAAGUAGCUUAGUUCAUCCUAACAGUCUAGAGUUGUUUAGAUUUGUAUAAUAUUAUUAAGCACAUAUUUUUCUGUCUCCAUGGGUCACCCUCCUAAUCAUUGUUGUAGCAGUAGUAGUAGUUGAUGGAGUGGAGGAUUCUUUCUGAAGCUUAAGAAUAGCCCCCCUAGGCCCUAGGUGUGGAGAUGACACGGGAUAACAUCAAGAUGUCCAAGAAUUUUCUUUUCUGAUUAUUAUAAUGUUAAAACCAAUUUUUUGUAAGGCACUAUACAUUGGUAAGAUAGCUUUCAUUAAUGAGAAGUUCAUCUCUAAACAUCGGUUCAAUUUCA
Molecule: messenger RNA, 4017 nt
Organism: Spinacia oleracea (spinach)
Lineage: Eukaryota; Viridiplantae; Streptophyta; Magnoliopsida; Caryophyllales; Amaranthaceae
Product: SWI/SNF complex subunit SWI3D
Exons: 7
Coding region: 110-3616 (1168 amino acids)
Molecular function (GO): protein binding; zinc ion binding
Source: RefSeq, a predicted model, not a curated record